UGUACUAAUAGACUUAGUAAAUAUUUUUUAUGAAAUUUUACGAACUUUGAAAUGGAUCACCAAACCUUUCUUGGAGUCCUAACUGCAUUCACAAUAGCCCAACAUCAGAUGCUCCUAACGUUGGAGGCACUAGUGAACGACAAUAAGCGUUUCCCACAGACACCCUACGAUAUAAAACAUAGAAUUAGGCAGCUUGCAUACUUUCGGAUGAUACACGAGUCUGAUCUUGUGUGUAGCGAAAGCACCCGCAUGGCCGUCCUUGUGCAUGACAUGAAGAACUGCGUAAUUCAAGGGGAAUUUGUACGAUUCGGAGAGACAGUCUCGCCACAUUUUAACGUCGUCCUGUUGGCUGUGCUACGACUAUACAACGCGUUGAUAAAGAAACCUGUCCCAGUAACAAACAACUGCAUUGAUCAACAUUGGAAGUGUUUCGAGAUUGCCUUGGGGCAUUGGAUGAGAUGUACAUAAAGGUGAAUGUACCCGCAAUAGACUUGCAAAUUCUCUGGAUUCCCUUGCUCGACAAAAUGGACUGCAAGUGCCAAAGGG
Molecule: messenger RNA, 546 nt
Organism: Cucumis melo (muskmelon)
Lineage: Eukaryota; Viridiplantae; Streptophyta; Magnoliopsida; Cucurbitales; Cucurbitaceae
Exons: 3
Coding region: 52-468 (138 amino acids)
Source: RefSeq, a predicted model, not a curated record